Molecule: messenger RNA, 1663 nt
Organism: Oppia nitens
Lineage: Eukaryota; Metazoa; Arthropoda; Arachnida; Sarcoptiformes; Oppiidae
Gene: mldr
Product: mitochondrial ribonuclease P catalytic subunit-like
Exons: 1
Coding region: 35-1663 (542 amino acids)
Biological process (GO): tRNA 5'-leader removal; mitochondrial tRNA 5'-end processing
Cellular component (GO): mitochondrial ribonuclease P complex
Molecular function (GO): ribonuclease P activity
Source: RefSeq, a predicted model, not a curated record
AAUAAUUUACACGACUUUACCAUUGAUUGACACAAUGUUUGCGUUGACCACACAUUUGAUGAGAUCAUACAUUACAAGACAUAAUUGUCUAUCAAAUGUCUCAACUAAACGAUUGUUAAGUCAAAUAAAGUUUUUAAAAGAUCAACAAUUAAGAAGAGAUGCAAAGUUACAGUCAAUUCAAGAAGUUGUUCUUCAGAAGAAAAGUGAAACUAAUGGUAACAUAAAUUGGCAACAAUUGGUGACUCAAUUAACUCAACAAAGGCUUGUCUUUAAACAUAAUUAUGAGUUUGAUUUGAUGGCAGCAUUUCUGUUGAAUAACGGUAAUGACUGUCACAAAGUUGACCACAAAUUGUUUAAAUCAUUAGUUAAUUACAUAAAGUUGUCGCCAAAUAUCACUAACAACUGUAUCGCUGCCUCUCGUUAUUGUCAUUUCAUUAGUCAUUUCAGUGACUUUAUUGACAGUACAGACGCUCAACUCAUCCGACAGACAACUGAUGUGAUAAUAAAUAAAUAUGAAGACAACAAAGUUGCCGAUCAGGUGGCCAUUGAUUGUGUCAUAGGUUUAGCCAAAUCAUCAAAAGAUAAUUGUGUUCACGCAAUGAAACUCUUGAAUCAAUUGAAAUCAAAUGACAAAAAUCUAAUCAUUUCUUUAAUUGACUCAUCAAUUAAACACAAACUUUUUGAUCACACAUUUGAUUUGACUAAAAAAUAUCCGGAUUUUAAAUUUGAUGACAAAAUGAUUGGCAAAUUAGUUGAAUACAUAAAUAAUUCAAAUAUUGGUUUCGAUCAGACAUUAGAUAUAUUUAGAAAUUUUUCAUUUAAUUUGGUUGUCUUUGAAACUCAUUUGAAAGAUAUUAUUAUCGAAAUAAUGAAAAGAUUUGAAUUUAAAGAAAUGAAUACAAUUGUCGACAGAAAGGGUUUGUGCAGCAGUUGUGGACAAACUCUUGACAAAUUGUCGACUGAAGAUCACCAAAAUUUGAUUUACUUAUUCAAAGACAAGAUAUUUAACAAACAAAAUGAUUUAAUGAUGGCUUCAUUUUCUGAAUAUGAAAAAGAGUUGGAAAAUUUUCACAAAUUUAUUAAGAAACAAACUACUAAUAGACCUCUGGAUCUAGUCAUCGAUGGUCUCAAUAUAGCAUUUGCUACACACGCAGACAUUGUUGAAGACAAGUCUCAGUUAAGAAAAUAUGUUUAUAGAUAUGACAGAGAGGUUAUCGAUAGAAAUGCUGUCGAAAUGCUUUUGAGAAAUAAUAUUUUUGACAAAUUUGAUAAUAUUUUAAUGAUUGGUAGAAGACAUAUGAAGAAUUGGAAACUUCUAACUAAUCUUAUUUGGGAUCACAGGAAACAAAUGACAAUGUUUUAUACGAUGGAUAAGACACGAGAUGACUGCUAUACACUUUAUGCUGGCCUUCAAAACCCAAAUACUUAUAUACUUUCGGGUGAUUUCUAUAGAGACUAUUUGACUAAACUUGAAAUCAAACCAUAUUUAUUCAAAAGAUGGUUAAGAACUCAUCAGAUCUUCAUUCAAAAUAAAAAGAUAAUGAUAUAUCCGGAUCAGUUUGAAUAUAAAAUUAAUAUAUCUAAAGAUAAUAAGACAUUACAUAUACCAUUUAAUAACUCUGACAAUACAUUAAUCAAUUGGUUGUGUUUUCAAAAACAAUGA